Messenger RNA from Sitodiplosis mosellana (orange wheat blossom midge), 851 nucleotides. Its product is annotated as pre-rRNA 2'-O-ribose RNA methyltransferase-like. The record is from RefSeq and is a predicted model, not a curated record. The transcript is spliced from 3 exons. Lineage: Eukaryota; Metazoa; Arthropoda; Insecta; Diptera; Cecidomyiidae. The coding region runs from base 148 to 738 and encodes 196 amino acids.
UUCGCAAAAACGCAUACGUGUAUCGCUCAUUCCUGUGGUUGAACUUAAGCAAUCCAGAGACGCUCUUGAUAUCAGUUGCAUUCGUUUUCUUUUGAAUUUAAUCGUCUCGUAAUUUACGUGCAGCAUCAAAAAAAAAAACAUCCCGAUAUGGAUUUGCCAGACAACGAAAAUCAAUUGAAUGCAAUGUUGGCGCAAAUCCUAGAGGAGAACAAUCGAUUUGUCACACAAAUUAAAACGUUGACCCGACUGCAAUACCACAAAUCGUACUACAAAAACGAAAUUGGCAAAAUUGUUAAUACACUGGUCGAUGGGUCUUCCGAAAUCAAAAAUGACCAGGAGGAAUGUGCUAAACAACUGAUUGCGGUCAACCGUUAUAUCGACACGGUGGAAAAUCCGAAAGAGCCAGAACUCUCUGCUGAAGAACUGCUUAUCGAAGGAGAGUGCCGAAAGGUCGAAGCGGAGAUUGACGCGAUUGGUGAACAGCUGGCGAAAUUGGGUGACGUGGAAACACUUCGUGAAAAGAUUCAAGCAAAGCAGCGAUUGAUCAAUGAAAUCAAAAAGAAGCAAUCGGAUGAAUCCCAGCCGAAUGCAAACGAUGGCGAUGAUGACGACGACGACGACGAUGAUGAUUCGAAUGAAGGUACUGAACAUUUCUUUGCACGCUUCUUCGACCGACCGCCAAGCACAAGUGUUACCUCAACGCGAAAUGACCAAUCAAGUGUAUCCAGCAACAAUUGAACCAAUUGUUCCGAUACGAUUUUUUUUUUUGGACAUUUUUCUUCAUUGUUUUCAUCUUUUCCAACUGUUUAUCCAUUUUUUAAAUAUGUCAUUCCAACUUCACCGAUAGAAUA